This is a messenger RNA of Styela clava, 894 nucleotides long. The record is from RefSeq and is a predicted model, not a curated record. NCBI's taxonomy places the organism in Eukaryota, Metazoa, Chordata, Ascidiacea, Stolidobranchia, Styelidae.
AUGAGUCACGGAAUCGAAUUAUCGAGUUCUGCUGAUGUUGAGCUUAUUCGAGUAUAUGAAGAUGAAGACUUGGCAAAAAUUUAUGCAAAAUAUAGAUUACCAUACUGUUCGACGAUACUGAAGGAAAUUAUGCAGUUUAUGAGAGAAAAAAGCCCUGCGAAAACCCAAGAUGGGAGAUAUGAGCGAAUGCUUGAUGUCGGCUGUGGUUGUGGAACAUUAUCAACACAAAUGUUUUCUUCGUAUUUUCAAUCAAUUUUGGGUGUCGAUAUCAGCGAAGCCCAAAUCAGGCAAGCAAAGCUAUUGAACAAAUCCAAAAACAUUACUUUUGAGGUUAUCCAUAGCCUCAAAUUUCCAGUAGAAGACAAUAGCAUUGAUCUCGUUACGUGUGGAACAUCAAUACAUUUUCUGGAUAUAAAGAAAUUUGAAAAAGAAUGUCAGAGAGUUUUAAAACCUGGAGGACUUUGUGCUGCGUAUGUGUUUAACCUCCAAAAGGCGAGGUUAAUUAACUGCAACGAAAACGAUUCAGCAACAUCCUGCAUGUUUUUGAGACCUGUGAUUGCACAGUAUUUCGUGGAUAUCCGAGCCCAUCCAAGCAAUUUCGAAGCACUUGAUAGAAAUCGACCUAUUUUCGAUCGAAUACAAAAUCCAUCUAAAAGAUGGCUCAAAGAAAUCGUAAGCGAAAGAGAGAUGUCACUACGAAAAUUCAAGGAUGUGUUACGAACCUCUGGAGAAUACGUAAUUAUGAUGAAAGAGAAGCCAUCCGUUGAUCCUCUUGAAAUACUUACGCAUAAUAUCAAGAAAGGUCUUCAAUUGAAUACGACACUCGACGACGAAGAUAUCAUGCUGAUUGUUGAGAUAGUUUUUCCUAUCUUCGUAUUCAUCAAGGACUAUUAG